CGCGCGAGACACUCAAGCCGCAUCAACGCUGUGCUCCAACUCUCCGAUUUAACGUUCACCUCGUGCUUUGUCUCAGAUGCAUGCAGCUUGACGAAAACGAUGGCUUUAUUGCAGAAAGUUGUCGGGACCAUUUUUCUGUAUGUCUUAACGAAAGCGAUAUAUCUUAUCUACCUCCACCCAUUGUCGAAAUAUUCCGGCCCGAAGUCAUGGAUCCUCUCAAGAAUCCCGUAUCUGGUGUACAUGAACAGCGGCAAGCUUCCCUUUCGCAUCAAAGAGCUCCACGAUACGUAUGGCUCCGUCGUCCGUGUUUCGGGUGACGAGCUCAGCAUUAAUGAUCCGCAAGCCUGGAGAGACAUCUAUAAUCGGAGGGAUAUGCUGCGUCCAUCGCAAUGGGGAGGUCGGCCACCGGGUGUGGAGGCGCAUAGCUUAAUCUCUGCACCUGCAGCGGAUCACGCGCGGUUUCGGAAAGCUUUGAAUCCCGCGUUUUCUGAGAAAGCGACCAGGGAAUAUGAGCCUGUUGUCCGGGCUUACAUCGAGAAACUGCUCUCCCGGCUAGACGUGGCGGCGACGAAAGGCCCCGUAGAUAUCGUCGAAUGGGCGAAUUUUACGACAUUCGACAUUAUCAGCGAGAUCACCUGGUCGAAAUCCUACGGUUGUCUCGACAAAGCCACCGGCCAUGCAUUCAUGGGUGUCCUGCUGCAUUUCCAAGCAUUCCUUGUAGCUGCAUCCAUCAAGUACUUUCCCUGGCUCGAUCGCUUACUGGCCGUCAUCACACCAAAGAGCGCCUUCCGGCUGCUGGAGGAUAUAUUCCAGGAUACGCACGAACGGCUACACGCGCGCUCGAUGAUCAAGGAGCCGUCGCAUGCGGACCUAGUUGGUCAUCUGAAGUUGCAUCAAGAGCAGGCCGCUGAUGCCGACAAAUUUCGCGAAGCCGAGAUCGAGCAGAACAUCCUCACCGUCAUUGUUGGUGGGUCCGAGACUCUAACCACCGCCAUUAGCGGCGCCUUCCAUCACCUUCUGGCAAGUCCGCGCGUUCUUUCAAAGCUCGUGCACGAGAUACGCUCGUCCUUUGCAAAGGAAGCCCACAUCGACACUAAUGCGCUCUCAAAGCUACCCUACCUCAACGCUGUAAUCGACGAGACACUACGGCUUUGCCCUCCCUUCCCGGAUAUGCUCCGCCGACAAGUCCCGGCUUCGGGGGCGAUUAUUGCAGGCCACGCAAUCCCUUCUCACACCACGGUAUCCGUAUCCUGCUAUAGCAUGUUCAAGUCUGCGUCAUACUUCAGCGACCCCGACAGCUUUCUUCCAGAGCGUUGGAUUGAUGGGCGGGACGGUGCGGAAGCGAGAGAGGCGUUUCAUCCGUUUGCGCUGGGUCCGCACAAUUGCCUUGGGCAGCCUCUUGCGAGGAUGGAAAUGCGCUUAAUGAUUACAUUAAUCCUGUGGAGGUAUGAUGUGGGGAUUUCGAAGGGUGACAGUUUGCGGAAGUGGGAUGAACAAAAGAUCUACUGGACGUGGGAGAAGCAGCCGUUGCUGGUGGGGCUUUCGAAUGUCGAUGCGUAAGAAGCGCGACGUCGCUUCGGGAUGAAAAUACAGGAGACUCUGUGAGCUGGGAGGGGUUUAUUAAUGUGGGUUCGAGUGCAGAUGACGAGGUUUUGAGAGCCCUUUCCCUAAGAUUUUCCUAAUUAACACGUCAACCCUCCAACUACGCUACAACGUUCAUUUCUAGCCCGAUUCCUGUCUAACAAGGCCAGAUGGUUCGUUAUCCCUCGGUCGCGCAACUCCAGCCUGCAUACUGUCUAAUACAC
This is a messenger RNA of Trematosphaeria pertusa, 1805 nucleotides long. Its product is annotated as cytochrome P450 ClCP1. NCBI's taxonomy places the organism in Eukaryota, Fungi, Ascomycota, Dothideomycetes, Pleosporales, Trematosphaeriaceae. Gene Ontology annotation, molecular function: oxidoreductase activity, acting on paired donors, with incorporation or reduction of molecular oxygen; iron ion binding; monooxygenase activity. The record is from RefSeq and is a predicted model, not a curated record. The transcript is spliced from 2 exons. The coding region runs from base 100 to 1560 and encodes 486 amino acids.